Molecule: messenger RNA, 672 nt
Organism: Ceutorhynchus assimilis (cabbage seed weevil)
Lineage: Eukaryota; Metazoa; Arthropoda; Insecta; Coleoptera; Curculionidae
Source: the annotation of a GenBank genome assembly
AUGAAUCGAUUAUUUGGCAAAGGCAAACCUAAAGAACCAGGUCCGAGUAUCAAUGACUGCAUAGCAGGGGUAGAUACGAGAGCUGAAAAUGUCGAAAAGAAAAUCAACAUUCUCGAAAACGACCUGCGAAAAUUCAGAGAUCAAAUGUCGAAAAUGCGCGAAGGCCCGGCGAAAAACGCCGUCAAAGCGAAAGCCCUACGUAUACUCAAGCAAAAGAAAAUGUACGAAAAUCAACUGGAGAAUUUAAGGGGCCAGUCUUUCAACAUGGAGCAAGCCAACUUUGCUCAUCAAACCAUCAAAGACACUCAAGCCACUGUUGUAGCCAUGAAGGACGGAAUGAAAGCAAUGAAAAAAGAAUUCAAAAAAAUCAACAUUGAAGACAUUGAUGAUGUCCAAGAUGAUUUAGCUGACAUGCUAGAUCAAGCUGAUGAAGUCCAAGAAGCUUUAGGCAGGAGCUACAAUACUCCUGAAGUUGAUGAUGAUGAAUUGGCAGCUGAAUUAGACGCUCUCGGUGAUGAAAUCGCUUUAGAUGAUGAUCAGAGCUAUUUGGAUGAUAUUGGUAAAGCACCUGAGGCUCCACUCAAUAAACCUGAAGCUAUUGGUGCUAGAACAAAUAAGGAUGGAGUACAAGUUGAUGAAUUUGGCUUGCCGCAAUUACCAAGUAACCAUUAA